AUGGCAAAAACAAAUAAAAGAGUUGGCCAAAAAAAGGAACAGAAAAAAAACAGUGAAGAUAUUCCAAUUUUUGAUAAAUUUGAUAUUAUAGAAGAAGAAAAAUUAGAUGAAAAAACUGAUAAUUUUGUUAAAAUUUUAUCAAAUGGGAUGAAAAAUUACGUAUUACCUGCUCAUAGAUCUAUUUGUACUGAAAAUUCAAUUCAAAUUAAAAAAAGAAAAAAAGCUGAACCUUGUCAAUCUGAUCAAGAAAUUGAAGAACUUGGUUCUGAUGAAUUAUGUGAAUCUAAUUCAGAAUUUAAAU
This is a messenger RNA of Funneliformis caledonium, 301 nucleotides long. The record is from the annotation of a GenBank genome assembly. Lineage: Eukaryota; Fungi; Glomeromycota; Glomeromycetes; Glomerales; Glomeraceae.